AUGCUAAAGUUUAAUAUUGCUAAUCCUACCGAUGAAUUCCAAAUAGUUACUAGUGUCCCUGAACUUUCCUACAAGAGGCCAAAAGUUGGUAGGAAAAGUCAAAAGUCUCGGAAAAUUAAAGUUGUUGAGAAACCUGAUUCUCAAAAACAGACUUUAAAAGCUGCGUGGAGUGAUGAUGAUGACGACACUUUGUCGAAUACAUUAGUUCGUUGUUUUGAGACUGAUCUGCUUAUUCUAUCUAUUAAGGUUGAUGGUUCUGAAAAUGCACUUUUAAGAGACCGUGUAUAUGAAAAUUUCUCAAUUUCCUCAGCUAAAUUUACAGCAUGUGGUGACAAGGUUAUUUUCACUGGAAAUACCGGUUCUUUCCGAAUUUACAAUUUAGAAACUGGGAGUGAAAGUCGUGCAAGGCGAUUCAUUGGUAUGCCUUAUGAUGAAGUGAUCAAUAAGUGUGCAAUUUCACUGGCUUCUCCAAAUUUUGCUGCUCUUGGAACAAAUGGUAGUACAGUAUACUUAGCUGAUUUACGGAGUUUGGAAAAGGUCGCAUUCAUGCGCGGUAGCGGUAUGAUCAAUUCACUUUGUUUCGCUCAAGAGGGAACAUUUCUACAUACUUAUGGAGCUGAAGGUUCCGUGUAUGUCUUUGAUCUGCGCAGUAAUAAAGCUAGAAUUAUUCAUCACUGGUUUGAUCAAGCUAGUACAAAUGGCUUAUCUAUUGCCGCCUCACCUAAUUCUCAGUGGAUAGCUUGUGGGUAA
This is a messenger RNA of Trichobilharzia szidati, 750 nucleotides long. The record is from the annotation of a GenBank genome assembly. NCBI's taxonomy places the organism in Eukaryota, Metazoa, Platyhelminthes, Trematoda, Strigeidida, Schistosomatidae.